CAGGAGGGCUGCGGGGAAACAGCUGCCGGACAGAUGAGGAGCGCGAGGUGGGGGGCAGAGAGGCGGGGUGCGGCUGGAUCCCAGGUCCCAAAGUGCUGGGUCUCCAGCCUCUUAAGAGCUCUAUCCACCCGAUCCAGGUGGCUCCACCGCGCCCCUUUCUGAGUGAGAAACAGGUCCAGGAAGGAUGUCCUGAGAGAAUCACAAGACCUCCCUGGGCCGGCUUGCUGGACUACAUAGCCUACAGCAUUCCUUUGAUCUACUGAUGCUGCUGACUGUCAGGAAGGGAAUGAGGGCAGUCUGAACCAGUGGACAUGGCUGACGUUGGAGAAGAUGAGCUCUCCUCCAGGUCAGAGAGUCCUGAGCCGGGGGACAGGAGCUCGGAGGACCGGUCACUGCUCCAUCAGAAGCUGGCCAUCAGAGAGCUCAUUGACACAGAGGUCUCCUACUUGCACACGCUCCGGCUCUGUGCCUCUGACAUCAGGAGCCAUCUGCACCAGCUGCCACCUGGAGAUCUGGACGUCCUGUUCUCGAACAUUGAUGACAUCAUCCAAGUGAGCAGCAGAUUCCUUCAUGGACUGCAGGAGACAGCCUGCAGGGAAGAGGAACAGGCGGACCUGAUUGGUAACUUAUUCCUAGAAUUCCACGAGGAGUUUGAACACAUCUAUAAAGUCUACUGUACCAACUAUGACCAAGCCCUGCAGCUGGUCAAGGCGUACCGGAAGGAGCCGGAACUGCAGAAGGCCAUCCAGGGCAUCAUCGAAGCAGCAGUGCCUCAAGCUGGACCUUCGGGUCUCAGUUUCUUACUUGUAAUUCCUCUGCAGAGGAUUACCAAGUACCCCCUCCUGCUGCAGAAAAUCCUGGAGAAUACACCCACAGAUGCCCGUGCCCACGCUGUCCUUCAGAGAGCUGCCUCUGCCCUCCAGGAUGUCAACAGCAAUAUCAAUGAGUACAAGAUGCGCAAGGAAGUGGCUUUAAAGUAUACCAAGGUAGAGCAACUGAGCCUUCGGGAGCGGCUGGCCCGCAUCAACACGCAUACUCUUUCCAAGAAGACCACCAGACUGAGCCAGCUGCUGAAGCAGGAGGCGGGGCUGGUACCCAGGACAGAGGACAAGGAAUUCGAUGACUUGGAGGAGAGAUUCCAGUGGGUGUCUCUGUGUGUGACGGAGCUGAAGAGCAAUGUGAAUGCUUACAUGGAUAAUUUGGAGGCUUUCCUCUGCUUCCGGCCACAUGAAUGGAGUCUGGAUAUUCCUGGUGGUCCUGCCGAACAGUACUGCGGUCUGGCGAGGGACCUUCAGCUGGAGGCCUUCCUGCAGUUUAAGCAGCGACUGAAAGGCCUAGUAUGGGACCCACUGUGUAGCCUGGCCAGAGCCCUGGUUGGCCCUCAGAACUUGAUCAAGAAGCGUCUGGACAAACUCUUGGACUUUGAACGAGUGGAAGAGAAACUGCUGGAUGUGGGCAGUGUGACCUAUGAGGAGGAGGCGGCCCGGCACACGUAUCAGGCGCUCAACUCGAUGCUGGUGGCCGAGCUCCCGCAGUUUAACCAGCUAGUCACACAAUGGCUGGGCCAGAUCCUGUGCACAUUCGUGGUCCUGCAGAAGGACCUUGCCGACCAGGUCCUGCGAAGGGCAGAGAGCAGUAUGGCCCUGCUGCCUCAUUACCACGUUUCGGAGCCAGACUUCCGGAAGCUGCUGGAGGACACACUAGGCCAGAACAGCAGCCAGCUCCGCUUCGUUAAAGAGAGCUUUGAGAAGGUGCUGCCUCCCCCCACCACUCAGCCACUCCUCCCAGGCUCUGAAUACCAGCUUCAGUCUCUCCUGACCCGAUACGGCCCCGGGAAGCUAUACCAGGUGACGAGCGACAUCAAUGGGACUGGGACUCUGGACUUGACCCUGCCACGGGGCCAAAUUGUGGCCCUUCUACAAAACAAGGAUACCAAAGGCAACAGCAGUCGCUGGCUGGUGGACACAGGGGGACACCGGGGAUAUGUGCCUGCUGGAAAGCUCCAGCUGUACCGCCAUAUCAUCCCCAGUGAGGAGCUCAGAGGCCAGACAGGCACACAUGAAGACUACUGGCUUCCAACUCCAGAGCCCACCCAACCCUCUGUCCCCACUGUCCCAACCGUGACCCAGGUGGUGGCAGCGUACCCGUUUGUGGCCAGGAGCCCCCACGAACUGAGUCUUCAGGCAGGCCAGCCUGUAACCAUCCUAGAAGCCCAGGACAAGAAGGGGAACCCAGAAUGGAGCCUGGUGGAAGCGAAUGGACAGAGGGGAUACGUGCCUUCCAACUUCCUGGCCAGGACCCCGGGCCCAGCUCCCUGGGGCUGGAGCCUGCCCUCUUAGCCCGCCCUCUCUGGAGCCCCCAUUUCUAAGGAAAGGGAGAGGCUUUAAGGCCGGGUGACCUAGCAGGCUUGAUGCAAAGCAAAUGGGGUGGGAGAGGAGCGAAGGGCAUUCAGAAGGCAGGAGGAAGUGGUGCCCAGGCCUUACAGAAGGCCUGGUGUGGGUGGCCACGUGGGCGGUCCCAGAAUUGUCACUCAUCCGUGCAAAGAAGCCACCUCCAUGCUGGGACUUAGCUAGGACUUGCCGCAGCUUGAAGCUGGUCCCACCUGUGCCUCUUGCCUCUUUCAUGUCUGGGAUGAAUGUUGCCUGUGUACCAGGUAGCCGUGGGUGGGGGCAUCACUGAGGAAGAGCUGCCUGGCUCAGUAGUCCACUUCCACAGCGCUGCCAGAAGCCACCAUUGCUCACCAGUCCCCUUGACUUUCUUGUUGCCUCGAGUCGAGCUACUGCGGACAGUGAACUGUGGAGAACCCUGCUCAGGGGGAAACCCUGGGCACAGGCGGUUCUCCACUGGCUCUGGGAAUGGGUAUGACCUACGCACAGUUCUGGAAUGUGCAUACAAACCCAGAGGUGGUUCCAGAGAAGAUGGGGAUUUGAGGGUGGAUUAUAGCAGGGUGUGUGGGGCUGAUGGCAACGGUGUUUCCUAUUGCUGUUUUCUUUGGACUAGGACACAAAGGGACUUGGCAGUCAAUCACAGGGGAAGCUCUGUGAGAUAGGUGACUGCUGGCUUGGUGGGUUCGGUAGGAGAGGAAUAGCUUGGUUUCCCAGUGCUGGACUGAAGAACCAGGGAAACCCAGGUGGCCUAGGUUUACCUCAGAGGGUCUGGAAGCAGCAGAGAACCGUUGUGAGGUGCAUGUGGGGUUUUAGGCAUAGGAUACAAGCACAGUUUUCCACCAAGAAGGAACUAAGUCACAGGGUACAGUAAAGGACAAGAGACUGAGGAUGCAGAGGCCCCUUGUCAACCAGGAAGUGUGACACCCGUGCAGAUAUGGUCAGUGGCGUCAGGCUGGCCCCGUCCUUGGCUGGCCUGGGUGAGGAGAGAAGCAGUCCUGUCACCACCUCUCAGGUCUGUGCCAACAGUGCCCUCUUAAACCUAUGCUCUGCUUCGAGGUCCCGUCUGCAUGGAUUAACAUUUGAGACAUGCCCUGUUAGGGGAUGUUGUUUUCUAUUAACCUCAAGGAGUGUGCAAACUAACAAGGUUAGGAAAUCACUAGGUGAUAUCAUCUCAUGGGACCAUGAUAAAACGCACAGUGAUUGUCUGUAGCUGAUGGUUGCAUGACAUACGACCGGAGUACGGUCUAAAUGGCCCAAGUCCCAGUGCCUAGUACUUGGUGAGCAAGGCAUUUCUCAAAUCUGGAAACAGAAGACAGGAGCCCCUUAAAAGUAGAUCCUGUUCCAGGAUGACAGACCUACUGCUGGGGGCAGCGUUGGGUGUAGUUACUACUGAACAAUGUCCCUCGGCUCUUUCUUUAGGUCAAGGGUCAUUGGAAGAUCCCGAGAUUGAAAAAGGUGACCCACUGUGACCUUUGUACAACUGACAAAUUAGGGAUCAACCCUCUUGAGCCAGAGUGUAAAACAGGUAGCUAUUUCAGUGUUUUCAAGACGACAUCCUGUUUUACAGCUCAGGUGCCUGUUGGUUAGCUCUGGCUCCUGAAGGGCUCUUGAGAAAGACAUCCCUGUCUGUGUCAGACCAUCUGCAACGCGCCUCCCCUGGGCUUGUUAAAGCACGAAGCCUGUCUGACGCAAGAGCAAGACUCCCCAGUCCGUUUCCCAAUCUCGGGUUCACUCCAAGAUGUUCUCAGCUCACUUUUCCUUUCUGUUUCCUUCUCAGCCUCCUGGUAAAAAGAGGAAGCAGGGACAGAUAGGUGGCAAAGCAGGACCUAUACCUGUAGCUUCCACUCAUUUUGCCUGACAGCUCACUGUAUGUUGAGACUCUAGCUGGGGUUCUUAGCAUGGCUUCUUGCUGCAAUGACCUGGGUAGCUCUAGGCUGCAGCAAACCAGGAGCCCACCCAGAGACAGCUGACGUCUUCGGGUUGGGUAUGGCCAUGGUCUUGGGCUUCAGGAAGGUAACCAGGUGAAUCUCACAGGCAGCUGCCUUCAGGACCUCUGCCCUAGACACGCAGAGGUAAACAGAGGCAGGAAAGGGUAAGUUAGGUUGUGCCCCAGCUGGGCUUUACGCUAGCUGUCCAAGCAGGAAGCUUUAGAGGCAGUUUGGAAUAGGACAGCCUGUUCUGUCAGGUCCCAGAAUAUGUAUUUAUUAAGUGCCAUUAAAGGGGACCUGAACAAAAUUGGAUGUUCUUGUAGGCAUAAGGGAGAAAAAUGAAAUACACUUAGGACCAAGGCUAUCUCUUGAAGGGGAAAUAAAAAUGUACUCAGUAAUGCGGGUUAUGGUUUCUCAGACCAGCAGUGAGAUUAAAAGUCACUGGAGAGUGAGAGAAGGCAUGCUGAGAAGAUGGAGCGUGGCCUGGAUUUUCUCCAGGGGACUCUGUAUAAUGUGCCUUUUGCCCCCAAUGCCUAGAGCCAUCGCACUGUGUCUUAUUUAUUUCACUCUUGGGCUGUCACGUGCACGCUCACAAAGAUACUUGCCUAAGAAUGGAACAGAACUCCCAGGAGUUCACACGGUAUCCUUGUUCCUCAAAGUGAAGACAGAAUCCGUUAACCCAUUGAGAUCCAACUUAGUUUAGGAUACAAGGAGAUUGUGUUAUCCAAGGGGAGAUGAUUGAAUUCUUGGUUAGUGUGAUGCGCAGGAUGUGAACUGGCAAUAAAGGGCUUUCUGCCGCUGGCUAGUAUACCGUUCAUUCACCACUCUUGCUAGAUGUGAAAAUGGUGUCUUGUUCAUUCAUGUGUUUGUGUGUUGGCUGCACAUCCUUGGUGCCUCCGAGAUUUGGGCAUUGUUGCUGGGUAUACAGCAAGACAUCAGAUAGAUGAACUGUGUCAUUUC
This is a messenger RNA of Alexandromys fortis (reed vole), 5275 nucleotides long. It is a transcript of the gene Arhgef37, whose product is annotated as Rho guanine nucleotide exchange factor 37. Bases 312 to 2339 code for a protein of 675 amino acids. The transcript is spliced from 14 exons. Gene Ontology annotation, cellular component: cytoplasm. Lineage: Eukaryota; Metazoa; Chordata; Mammalia; Rodentia; Cricetidae. Gene Ontology annotation, molecular function: protein binding; guanyl-nucleotide exchange factor activity. The record is from RefSeq and is a predicted model, not a curated record.